This is a messenger RNA of Cataglyphis hispanica, 6454 nucleotides long. It is a transcript of the gene Twi, whose product is annotated as protein dimmed-like. Gene Ontology annotation, biological process: regulation of transcription by RNA polymerase II; developmental process. The record is from RefSeq and is a predicted model, not a curated record. Lineage: Eukaryota; Metazoa; Arthropoda; Insecta; Hymenoptera; Formicidae. Bases 407 to 1555 code for a protein of 382 amino acids. Gene Ontology annotation, molecular function: protein dimerization activity; RNA polymerase II transcription regulatory region sequence-specific DNA binding; DNA-binding transcription factor activity, RNA polymerase II-specific. The transcript is spliced from 3 exons.
GAGAGGAGAAGGAACGACGACGCGAACGCCGACAGCGAUUGCGAUAUAAACGGAGUUUCGGGACAUUUGAUUGUGUGGAUGACUUUUCGGCUCGCCUUUUUUUCGCGUCGCGGCUAUCGCUGAUAAAAAAAAUCGCUUGAAAAAAAUUUCAAACACACUCCGUGUGGCGCUGUAGAAUUUGAGAAAAGUGAUCCAUUGGUUGAUUUGCAGUGAAAUGUAUGCUGGUACGUGAUUCGCGUGCUAGCGUAGCGGUGGAUAGGUGGAUGGUGCUGUUAAUCGAGGAAGCCUGGUACCGCGUAUCCGGCGACGUGUCGGAUAAUAUAAAAACAUCGUGUUACCCGCGGCGUGUCGAGCCGUCGUCUUUCGAUGUGCUGAGGCAGCGUGCAAUUGGAGGAGCAGCGGGAGGAUGCGAGGAGCCGCAGCAGCACCGCAACCGGCGCCGGCGCCGACGUCGACGCCGACGCUACAUCAGGCAUCCCAGUGCAUACCGAUCCAGACCAAUUAUUACAUGCUGCGUAACGGUGGCAGCAAUGACAAUGGCAGCAUCGCGGCGCACGGCAGCGACGGCUGCAAUUCCGCCAGUAAUUCGCCGGUGGCGUGUUACGAGAGUUUCACGCCAUCCGCGACGCAUCUGAUGGACCUUAGCGGUCCAGCGCCGGAGCAGCAGCAGCAUCGUAAUCUUUUACCGUCCGAUUAUCAUCAUCAAGUCACGGCUGGUUACGGUCUUUCGCACAUUGUCUAUAAAAAUCUGGAAGACUCGAGGUACCAUCAUCAUCAUCAUCAUCACCAUGACGUGUAUUCGCCCGGCGGCUGUGGCGCCGAGGAAAUGGUCGCUCCUGGCUCCGUCCAGUCGAUCGGCCAAGGCCAGUCCUAUCAUCCCGUGGAUGGAGUACCUGCUGUCAUGGAAUACAAGGCGGAGGUAAUCAAGUUCAAGCCCGAGGUGGGUAUGGUCGAUCAUGUCUCGAGGUACUGCAAGCAGACCUCGGACGUCGGUCACGUGACGGAGCCGUCGUCGUCGUCGACGACGAGAAACCAUGGUGCCGCGAACGGCAGGCCGGCUGGCAGAAAGAAGAGGAAGCUCAGCGGCACCAGCAACAACGAGUCUGAGGGCGAGACGGUAGCCUCCUCGACAAGAACCAAGAUACGCCGCAAGAACGGCCAGAGCGACGAGGAGACUCAGAAUCAAAGGGCAAUGGCGAAUGUCCGCGAACGUCAGAGAACGCAGAGCCUCAACGAGGCAUUCGCCGCGCUUAGAAGGAUCAUACCUACUCUUCCAAGCGACAAGCUUAGCAAGAUUCAGACUCUCAAGUUGGCCGCUAGGUACAUCGACUUCCUGUUCCAUCUGCUCAGACGUAGCGGCGAUAACAGCGAAAACACUGAAAAUAUAGCAAAGGGAUACUGCAAGCUUACGGUACCGACUGCACAUUAUUUGGAGAGACGCUCGAGGAUUGUCUCCGUCGGCACCUCUUCCGUCGAGCGAAGAGAGAAGCGCCAGAAGUGCGAUUUUGACCGCGAGGGAUAUCGCAUCGUCACCCAGUACUUAUACGUCGCAUGAAUUAUCCUACGCUUUCAGUGUUUGGCGAAUGAGAGACGAUUGGAAUUCGAAUUUGUAAAAUAAGCGACCCUGUUAGGAUAACAUAUUACAUUAAAGUUUAAGGUAAGAUAAGCGAGAGAGAACUGCGAGACAUUCGUAAAUUUAAUGUACGCCGCAAGAAUAUCUUGUUCAUCAAAAAGAUAUAAUACGCGUACAAGUACGAUAAUUUUGAUAUGAAACUAAAGAAAUUAGAGAUUAGGGAAAAAAAGGUAUGAAAUAGAUGUUCCUGCAGCUUUACUAUGCACGUAAUGUUACCUCUCGCCGAUUCUUUCGAAAAUCAUUAUUUUUUAUAUAAAAAUAAAUAAAUUAUUAUAUAUAGGAUUGUGAUCUCACCCGUGCGAAAUAAUAACAUUCACGGCGUUCUCUUCCGGCUCGCUUUGAAAUCUAAUCGUGGCAGUUAAUUCUGUCCCCGUUAAUUCGUGGCAUCGCCCGGCCGCUCGCUCUCGCUCGCAAUAAUGUAUAAGCCAAUAAUUUACGUCUUCUCAUCGGACUAUUAACGGUGCGACAACUCCUUCGUGUACCGCAUCGCAUCGCUGCAAAGCGUGCUUAUUAACCGACGCCGCGUCACGCACCUGCAUCAAUCAACGAAAUUAUCUCUCCGCGAGAACGACAACGAUCGUGGCAUGAUGGAUCUUUGUCCCUGCUCGCAUGGAUUUAAAUUGGAGUGAAAACAACUGGUGUUGUUACGCAAGAAAAUGAAAACGUUUUCUCAAAAUUUCUCCAAGACUUUCGACAAAGAGCCUUCUUUAUUCUUUUAUUCUUCAUAUCGCGGGGUAUAUCUCGAUAACAAUAAAAUACGACGGGUAAUCGAUUAUUGCUGGGAGAUUCCCUCACUCGCAUUUCUAUUCUUCGUUUUUGGCUAUCUCUCGAAAGCACGUCUUGCAGCCCGUUAACGCCAAAUUUACGAGCGUUUACUCGGUCUGUCCAAACAAUCUUUUUGCAUAGCUGAUUUAUUGAAUCUUGAAGCUUCACUAAACUUGCCUUCGAAGCAUUCACCGCGAACUUGAGUCGAUAAACUGCAAAUUUCAUAACUCUUAACGUAGCAAAUAUUUUAUAUAUAUAUAUAUUUGCACAUAUAAAGAACAUUUAAAAAUUAUAAUAUUAGAUUUAAAUUAUAUUUAAAUUAUUAUAAAAUAAUCCUGGCAAAAUACAAAUGUACUUUGCAAGUGAAUUCUGCAUAUACAAAAUAUAAGAUAAACUUUUGAAAACUUAUCUCAUCACAUCACAUACAUAUUAUUUGACAUAGUUGAUCUUUGAUUAAAACAUUCGAAGUAAUUUCGAACAAAAGUGGAUUUAAGUAAAUUUUUAUGCGAAGGUUCAACUUAUAUAAUUUAACUUUUUAAAAAUGAUCAAUCGCCGUUCAUUUAUAAUAUAUUUUACCGCAGAGAGGACGAUCGCGCGUCCAGCUAUAUGAUAAUCGCCGGAUUCGGGAGCGUCUUAAAGAAACAGUAGGAGAGAAAGAAAGUUAACGAGUAAGUUUGGCGCCCAUCAGUCGGGCACAAUAUUAUUUUUCUUUUUCUCCUAAGAUGACAGAAUUGCCACGACGGGCCUCUUCGUCGGCUUCUUCAUCGCGUAUCGUAAUGUAAAGUAUCCGUCGCGACUUUGCUACCAACAUCGUGAAUAUUGCGAAUGACUUUAGUUAUUUUAAACCGGUCAAAGCAAACUCUUUCGGCCGUGUUUUUUAGCCUCUUAACGAAGAUACGCCGCGUUAAAGAGCCGCUCUCCGACUCUUUAUUACGGCAUUGAACCAUGGCAAAAAAACAAAGAAAAAAAAGCAUGGCCGACAAGAUGAAAAAAGCGCGCAAUUUUGGCAUGGAUAGGCAUAAUAAAAUCUCCUUUUUCUAUUCCGAAAUCAUCGGGACCGAGCUAAUCCUUUAUUCUUCUCUCCAUCUUUUUAUUUAACAAUAAUAAUACACGCAAGAUGAAAUGUCUUGCGCAUCUUUUGUUUACACUUUCUCACAUAUGGCCAAAUGUGACAAAUGUGUAGUAGGAGAGCUGCGCUAAUACAGAAUUUCAAUUUAUAAAAGCCAAUUGUUACGAAGCAAAAUUAAAAUAUAUACCACUUAGAUACUUAGAUAGAUGAAAAAAUGUUAUGAAUGUUGCUAUAUGAUAAAUCUUGUUAAUCGUAAACACACACAUUAAUAUUUGCAUUUAUUAAUAAAUGUCUACAAAGAUUGUUUAUAUGUGUUUAUAUAAGCUUAAUAGAGAAUAUAAAAACACGUAAAUAUAAAAUAAGUUACAAAUUAAAAUAUAUCAAUCUCAUAAUCAUUAUUUAUAUCAGCCUGUUAACUUGAUAAAAUAUAAAAUACAAAAUCUUAGUUUAAAAGGAACAGAGGGUUUUUUUUUUAGUUAGUUUAGAGUGAAAAGUAAUUUACAUUAAUAAAUAGGAGAUUUUUCUUACAUUAUAAAAAUUCACGAGCAAUUGUCGACGCAUUCUUGAUGAUUGAAUUCUCACAAACAUUUUAUAUAAAUUAUAGGUAUUUAUUAGGAUGAUACGUUUUGUUAAAACAACAACUUAUGGAUUUUUUUGUUAACAAAUUAUUUUUAAUAACACCGGCAAUUAUAUCAUCGCGAGAGAAGAUGAAGGUUCUUUUCCGUAUCGUCCUUGAACUGUCAUUGUUCGGCUUGUUGUCUAGGCCUUCGUAAAGCGAAGCAGCUGUCAUAGUCAUUCUCGACGUCUUUCUUUUGCCACCGCUAGAUAUCCUACACGAAUGUGUAGGAUAUCCAAAAAAAUCGACACUUUCGACGGGAAAAUCGCAAUUUUUGCAAUAAAUCGGUUUUAGAAGAGCGAGAUUAUUUGAGAAAGACAGACAAACACUUUCAAGAAAUACUAUAAAGAAUGGAAUUUUAGUUUCCAACAUUCGAUUGUUAACAUCAUAAUGUUUGCUUUCGACAAAUCGACAAUUUGACAAGACAAAUUCGAUAUUCAGAUUAUCGUUUUAACGUUUAUGAGAUGAAUUUUUAACGAUCAAUUGAGAUUUAAGUCGGAUAGAUGCAUCGCGCGGCGAAAGAGAGGACGUCGGGCGUACAUCGAAUUUGUUUUUGUAGAGCGGUGAAGAGCAUUUCAUUGGAGGGAUUUCCCGAAAAGGCCCUCUCGUCGGGAGACGCCGAAUGUUGGAUGUGUGUCUUGGCUAAUUGAAUUCAAAGAGAUUUAUGGUCGGCACCGGCGCGUUGCGCGACGAAUAAAAACGACAGAAGUGCGCGCGCGUCGCGGCUCUCCCGCUGUCGAAAUUCCUUCUCUGGACUGUCGCCCUAGCCGAAACGUUGAUAAAUGUUUUUACCGGGCCAAUUAACGUUAGCAGACUGACGAAGAACUUUAGCUUGAUGAUUACCGGUGCUAAUCGCGCCAAUUUUUCGCGCAUCUGCUAGAUCUCGGUUAAUUGCCCGAGCAAGAGUAAAGCUAACUCGGACAUGUUAAUAAUAACAAUUGAUGUAUCAAUAAUAUUAAUAUGUUUUAAUUUGUAAUCAUAUUUAUAUUUAUGUUUUUUUCAUAUUUUCUAUAAAAUAUGUCUAUAGAAAGUUUUGCACUUUUCGUAAGAGUUUAUGUUAAUUUUUUACGUUUCAAUUUAUGCAUUUAAAUUUAAUAUUAAUGUGUCAAUAGUUAGUUAUAAUGUAACAAACUAGCACGUAUUUCAUAACAUUUCCUUAUUAUUUAUUGCAAUUCGAAACGUCAGUAUAGAUUUGACUUGCCAAAUAACAAGAAAGAAAAUAUAUAUGUAUAUAUUUACAACAAAUAUAUAAAAUAUUUGUACAAAAUAAAAGAAAUUUUACAAGCUACAACUGUUGUAUAAUCACAACUUUUUACGACUCAGUUUGAAUAUAUUUUUUAGAUAGCACAAAGGUAUAUACGUAUAUAUAAAAUGCACUCUUGCGGAUACUUAACUUGCAGCAAGUGGCCGAAUAAUGCAAUAAUUUAUUAUUUCCAUGCGAGCCCCGCGAGCGUUGUAUGUAUCACGAGUUAAUAUACAUAUGUAUCUUUUUCUUCAUUUGUAUAUACGUGUUACUAUGUAACGGUCGUAAAUAGCGUUCUGUAAAUAGCUGCGUGAUAGAUUUUAACGGAGCUUUUGACGAUGAUAUCUCGAUAUCCAUUCCGUCGACUCGAAUGCUAUUCGCAUUUUGCUUAUUUAUCCGAGCGCUCUUGCUCGCACAUUUGUAAUGUACAAUAUUUUUAUACUCGCUGCGAUAAAUGAGAAAAGAGAUGAUGGAAAAAAUAUUGGAGUAAAUGUUUCUUUCUUUCCGCUUUCCUUUAAAUUAAGCCGCUCUUCGUGUCGUAUAUCGUCGUAGACAGAUAUUCUAAGAAUUUUUCUAUGACUAUAAAUUCUCUUUAAUUAUGAAUAUAUUUUGUAAUAAUCUUGCGAACGCUUAUGAUGUCAAACACGCGUAACGAGCAUCUGCGAAACACAUAGACACUUUCGGGCUAAAUUGGGAAAUUUACAAUUGAAAUCGCAAUUGUAGAAAAGAGGAUACAUCCGUUGUUACGUGAAUGUGAUGAAAGAAUGAGAGAGGAGAAGAGAGUGAAGGAAAAAGAUUCGAUAAAUAAUUGAUCAAACUCUAUCCGAGAGACGACGGCGGCAGUCUUAAUGGAAUUAGACAUGCCAGUGCAAAUAUUAUUGCAAGCAACGGACCUGAACAGAGACGCCCAGCUCGCUUCAUUCGUCGAAAGCCAUGUCAUUGUGUUCUGCCUGGACCAAUCGUGUAAGAUCAGAUGGGAUGCUGGCUUUCCUCUCCCCGUUCUAUCAUCGCAUUCAAGGAUGUUGAAGCGCGAGAAUGAGAAAUUGCAAGACGGUUUUAUAAGCGUUUUGCUCUCUGCCAACUUGAUUACUUCAUAUCGAUAUCUAAAAGUUAUCGAUCGAAAACUAA